AUGGCGGAGCGGCUCGAGGGCCAAUUCGGCCCGGAGGGCGCGAGCCUGCUUCGGUCCAGGCUCGAGCCCCAGGAGGCUCGAACCAUGACCGUGACAAAGCAGGCGUCGGCGCCGGUCUACCUGUUUCUCGUCGGCGCGGUGCGUGCCGGUCCCGCGGAUGAGAAAAAUCUUUCGGAGAUGUCCAUCGACCCGCGCCCUCCCGCUUUGGCAUCCCGUCCCGCGUCGUACUCGCCGCUGAACGAACCCUCGAACCCCGAAUCAUUCCCGCAGAUUCUCUUCUUCAGCGCGUGCGUCGCCGGCCUGGUCGUCGGCGCGCGGCCCGAGUUCUGGACAGUCGAGCGCGACGUCGUCCCGAACGGGAUGGGAGCCGCGCUCGGCGGGGACGUCGACGACGUGCUCGCGUUUGACGAUAAGUGGUUCCCCCAGGGCAAGACCGCGGACGAGGUCAAGAUCGACCACGCCAGUAUCGGCGCGGAGAAUCGCAAACAGGAGGAUUUCGAGCCCCAGAGCGGGUUCGAGCGGUGGAGGGGCGCGCCCUACUGGCAGCACUACACCGAGAUGCCCGUCGAGUACAACCUUCCCAGGGCUCGGAUGCAGGCGAAGGACCUGGUGGUGGCGACGCACACGACGGAUAAGGACGCGUCGAAGCUGUUCAUGGCGUCCAUUCAUAAGCACGGGCUCGCGGCGUCGGUGUCCGGGGUCGGAACCUGGUGGCACUCGCACGAGGACAAGGAGAUUGGCCUGAAGGCGUCGCUCCUGCGCUUGCCCGCGGAUGAGGAUCCGCUGGUGAUCCUCGCCGACUCCGACGACAGCAUGUUCACGUGCGACGCGGAGGAGAUGCUGUCGCGGUUCGAGGAACUCGACGCCGACAUCGUCGUCGGCACGGAGACGAGGUGUUGGCCGCCCGAGGCUUCGCACUGUGGGGACGGGUACAAGCACCUCGAGGAGGGCGUGCGAGCGGGGAUGGAGGUGCGCUCCGAGCUCGGGCGCGUCGAGAGCUCGGGUGACGCGACACACGAGACCAAACCAACCACCAGGAUCUGGGGCGACGCGGGAGCCAUCGUGGGACGCAGGAGCGCGCUCGUCAAGCUCCUGAGGGAGUUCGAGUCCUUCCUAGAGAUCAACCCCAAGUACAAGGCGGAUCAAGGGACGGGCGCGCGGUGGGGCGCGUUUUACAAGUCGUGCAAGCCCUUCGGCGUGGACACCAAGGCGUGGAGGGAGGCGGUGAGCGCCAGGCCGCCGCGCGCGUGGAUCGGGUACGACGACCAGAUGUGCCUCAACAGGUACCUCAUCGAGCGAUCCAAGGCUAAGGACGUCCGCGUGAAACUGGACCGCGACGGCACGCUCGUGCACGCCGUCGGAGGGACGUCGAGUCAAUCGUACGCGACGGACCCGAAGACGGGACGGCCGUUCUGGAAGGCGACGAGCAAGUCGCCGUGCGUGUGGCACUUCAACACGCCCGCGGCGGCGGAGGAGAUGCGGCCCAUGAUCAAGGAGUACCCAGACGCGUUCGUGUGAGUGAUGAGAGACUCGGUUCGGCUCGUUUGAAGAAGACGGUUGUGGAAACCGCCGGGCUGGGGGAGUCGGAGAUGGCCCCGUCCUUUCCCCGGGAUGCGGGAUGCGUUGUGUACACGUAGCAGCCCGCGGCGCGAUUCUUGUAAAAUGACGAGCUUCGCGCGA
This is a messenger RNA of Micromonas commoda, 1680 nucleotides long. RefSeq lists its product with no specific name. Lineage: Eukaryota; Viridiplantae; Chlorophyta; Mamiellophyceae; Mamiellales; Mamiellaceae. The record is from RefSeq and is a predicted model, not a curated record. The coding region runs from base 1 to 1518 and encodes 505 amino acids. The transcript has a single exon.